Messenger RNA from Haemonchus placei, 3627 nucleotides. The record is from the annotation of a GenBank genome assembly. NCBI's taxonomy places the organism in Eukaryota, Metazoa, Nematoda, Chromadorea, Rhabditida, Trichostrongylidae.
AUGCUAAGUAGUCAAUUAAUCAUCCAUGAAGUGUUUAAUUCAAUCGAAUCAGAUUUGCUUCACUUCAGGUUCCGAAUCAAUCGCCAGUCAGAUCCGAAACGGCAGUUUACGAUCGAUCAAGAUGGAACGCUGCGAGUCGCUCAACGCUUGGAUCGUGAAGACAUCAGUAGCUACAAGCUUAUUAUCGAGGCGUUUGACGCCGCCGGCAACGUUGGAACUCAGUUGGUAGCCGUCUACUUACGUGAUGUAAAUGAUAAUGGUCCUGAACCGUAUACGGUACCGAAAUUCUGCGUGUUUCCGGAGAAUACACCAGUCAAUCAGCAGGGCACGUGUGAAAUCCGUUGCACCGAUAAGGAUUCACCUGAAUUCGGACCGCCAUUCAAUAUGCAACUCGAUCAGAGUAAAUGGAGAUUUGGCGACUAUUUGAGUGUGACAUUCGAUGCCCACGGUGACGGUGGUAAUGGAUCGAUGACGAUCCGCCCGUUGGUAGUAUUCGAUCGAGAGGCCGCUAAUCCGGGUAAAAUUCUCGAAAUUCCACUGAUUCUCACCGAUCGCGCGGAUAAAACAAAUCAUGCAUCCGUUCAUGUCAUCAUUGGAGACGAGAAUGAUAAUCCUAUGCACGAUGGAAAGAUGCAGAUCAAUGUGAACUCGUAUCUUGGCAAGUUGAAGAAGACCCAGAUUGGUCGAGUAUAUGUGGAGGAUCUGGAUGAUUGGGAUUUGGGUGAUAAAACGUUCACAUGGAAGGAAUCAUUGCCUGGUUUUGAAUUGUCACCAAAAGGAGAGAUUACCAUGGAUGCUAAUAUGCCCCCUGGUACCUAUCACAUGUCAGCGAAUGUACACGAUAACCGUCGUAAUGAGAACGCAGUUGGAUAUGUGACCGUGAAUGUCUUGCUAGUGCCGGAGGUUGCGUUUGCAAACCAGGGAUCCAUGCAGUUGUUACUAUCAGAGGAUUCUCCUCUGCAAACACCUGAAGAUUUCAUUCGAGUAAACGCUAGUGGUAAGAGCAUCCAGGACAUUUUUACGCAAGAAAUGAUUAAAUACAUGGGCGGAAACGUUUUGCUGGAUGUGUUCUCUGUACAGUUGGAUUACGCAACAUUGCAAACUCGUACCGUUCCGGUGUUGAAUGUUCGUUUCUCAGCUCAUGGCUCUCCUUAUAGAGACUCUACACAGUUGAACGGUUUGAUUUCGGCAAAUCGAGACGAAUUGCAGUCGAAGAUGGGUGUAACCAUUGUUGGUGUGGGCAUUGACAUGUGCAAGUUUACUGUAUGCGAUUCGGGAUGUCAGACGAUAAGCACGGCAGAUUUUAAUGGAGUGGUUGUCUCAGCGAACAGCACUGUACUAGUCGGAGUGAACGCUCAAUCCAAAGACGAGUGUACUUGUCCCGUUUGGCGUCCACCAUCUCAGUGUCUGGCAGGGCUGUGUCACAACGAUGGAGUCUGUCACAACACUCAUCCCGGCUUUUUCUGUGAAUGCCGUAACGAUCUGCUAAAGGGCUCCAGGUGUCAGGGAACAACGAGAUCGUUCUCUGGAGACGGUUUCGCCUGGUACAAACCAAUGCCGGCCUGCACAAGCCUCAACAUUAGCCUGCAAUUCAUGACACUCCAACCUGAUGCUGUUCUUUUCUAUAACGGUCCUAUGGACACGAAAACAACCGAGAAACAGAUCGACUAUAGGGACUAUAUAAUUAUACACCUCAGAGGAGGUCGUCUUGUGAUGGAGAUGUCGAUGAAUGGCAUAGCACCAGUCAACCUUGAGGUGGCAUCAACAGCCUUGAAUGACGGGACGUGGCAUGAACUCGCGUACAUUGAGCUUGUGGUCGACCAAUGUCGCUAUCUUGGCGCAGGCUCGGAUGACUCAUCGUGCCGGAAAUCGCUUUACACACCAGACGAUGACGAACGCCUCAAUAUUGUUGCCCCAGUGCAAAUCGGAGGCCUCGCUCCACUAGCCAACGGUCAAGCCUAUCCAUCAGCAGUACCGAGAACAGCUCUAAACGAUGACGAACGCCUCAAUAUUGUUGCCCCAGUGCAAAUCGGAGGUCUCGCUCCACUAGCCAACGGUCAAGCCUAUCCAUCAGCAGUACCGAGAACAGCUCUAAGUGGAUGUAUUCGUAACCUUAGGGUGAAUGACGAUCAGUACGAUCUAGCAACACCAUCAUAUGAAAAGAAUACUGCGAGUGGAUGCAAACUAUGGGGAGGAGCAUGUGAUAGCAAUGCCAUCGAUAGCCUUACCCAUUGUGUUCAUGGGGAUUGCUAUGCUGAUGUUCAGGGAAGUACAUCACUUGUCCCGAAAUGUAUCUGUGAUCCUGGAUGGGGUGGUGCACGCUGUGAAAAGAAGAUCGAAUGGAUUCAAAUGCAAUCGGGUGGCUUUAUCGAUUAUUUGCCAAAGAUUGCAUUCCCCGAACAGACGAACGACAUCGAGUUGCUUUUUAUUCCCGGACGAGUAAGCGGUGCCGCUGAACUCACUUAUGGAGCGGAUAAGUCACAGAACUACGUUUCAACAUCAGCAGAAAUGACAUCGGAUGGUCUGACGCCAAUGGCCAAAUUUGACCUGGGUGGGGUACGAAAUUCACUCACUCAGCUUCGAAUCAACGAGCUGUCGCUGAAAGAGAACUCUUCCUACUGGAUGCAUUUCACGAGAAAUCCUACUCGAGCGUCGCUAUCUAUCGACGACGCGUACUACACGUCGCAGGUGUUGGAUCCAACUGGUAAUUCGCAGUCGUUUGCCCUACAAGUCAACGAGUUAUUCCUCGGAACGCAUAGUGGUGGACGAGGCUUUCAGGGAUGUGUGGGAACGUAUCGUUGGUCAAACCAGAAUCUUCCAUUGCGCCGGCCAUCCAAUCAGGCAAUCGAUCCAGACGAUGAGAGUAUCGUUUCGAUUACAAAAUCAGAAGGAGUGUCCGAUGGAUGCAGCCUGCUGAUCACCUGCGCCCAGCUUCCUGUCGGUUACUGUAGCGGUGCUAUGGUAUGUAUGGAUUUCUGGAAAGGAGCGUUUUGUACUUGCCCGGAAGGUGCAAAUGCGAUGCUCGGCGAUGAUGGACAGGUAUGUGUGCUGGUAAUGCUGAUGUUGGUGUAUGCUCGCCGUCAAACAACGCCCUUCGAGUCGGUUCGACCAGAAGAUUUGAAUCGUGAUAAUCUCCGACCGUAUGCCAUCGAAGGUGGAGGUGAAGCGGACAAUGAUCAGUACUCGAUAGCAAAUCUGCGGAAACCAGUUAUGCCAAUAGAAGGUAACGGAAUAAUGGGCCCACCAGCACCGAUGUAUACCCGACCGCCAAUUGGUGAGUUGUCCUCGGUUCGACCAGAAGAUUUGAAUCGUGAUAAUCUCCGACCGUAUGCCAUCGAAGGUGGAGGUGAAGCGGACAAUGAUCAGUACUCGAUAGCAAAUCUGCGGAAACCAGUUAUGCCCAUAGAAGGUAACGGAAUAAUGGGCCCACCAGCACCGAUGUAUACCCGACCGCCAAUUGAUGACAAGUUGCGAUCUCAACUACAUGAUCUUGAAUCGGAUCAAAAUGCGGCUCCAUUUGAUGAAAUUCGGAUCUACGAAGAUGAAAAGGACACGGUAUCGGUGGUGACAUUGGAGUCGCUUGGCUCAAUUCCUGACACAGAACGACAACCUGUUGUUCCAAAGUAA